AUGGUGAGCCGUGUGAGGCUACAGUACUGUAAGGUGAUAUUGGUCACCUCUAUGGUCUGGUUCCUCAUUGAUGUCUUCAUCUUGAUGUACUAUACUGAUUGUGCAGCCAUGGGAUCAGGCACAGAGUGUAAGGGAAAGAAUGAUAACCAGCCUCAUAUGGAUUCUAAGCGUCAGGGCAGUGAUGAUGGAUUUUUAGGCAAGCUCUUACCCAAAGGACUAAUACAGCGGCAUCCCUCUGGGCCAGGGGAAAUGGGGAAGGGUGUGGUUGUGCCUACCGACCGUCAGAGUGAAGCCAAAGAGAAGUUCAAAAUCAACCAGUUUAACCUGGUUGCUAGUGACAUGAUGUCUCUCAACCGGUCCCUUCCAGACUACAGAAUGGACGCGUGUAAGAGGAAGAAGUAUGCCCCAGUAUCUGACCUACCUACAACUAGUAUAGUGAUCGUUUUUCACAAUGAAGCCUGGUCAACACUUUUACGUACAGUUCACAGUAUCAUUAACCGUUCACCAGCUCGUCUAGUCAAGGAAAUCAUCUUAGUGGAUGAUGCCAGUGAGCGAGAAGAACUAGGUAGAAAACUAGAGAAGUAUAUAGCUACCUUGCCUGUACACACAAAAGUUAUGAGAUCAGAAACACGGAAUGGACUGAUCCGAGCCAGACUGACAGGAGCAGCGGCAGCUAAAGGUGAUGUGAUCACAUUUCUGGAUGCUCAUUGUGAGUGUACAGAGGGCUGGCUGGAGCCACUUCUAGCCGAGAUUCACAAGGACAGGACGUCUGUGGUUUGCCCAAUUAUUGAUGUGAUCAGCGAUGACACCUUUGAGUACAUUACUGGUUCUGACAUGACUUGGGGUGGCUUUAACUGGAAGCUCAACUUUAGAUGGUAUCCAGUACCACAGAGGGAAUUGGACCGACGAAAUGGAGAUCGCAGUAAUCCAACAAAAACUCCUACUAUAGCCAGUGUUUUGUAUAAUAGCCAACCCAAUAUGUCCUUGGAGAUGUCCUUCAGAGUAUGGAUGUGUGGGGGACAAGUAUUUAUUGUUACAUGCUCCAGGGUAGGACAUGUGUUCAGAAAGACUUCACCCUACUCCUGGCCAGGGGGCGUGGCACGUAUCAUCAAUCACAACACACAACGCAUUGUAGAGGUGUGGAUGGAUGAGUACAAAGAAUUCUUCUAUAAAAUUAACCCAGCGGUGAAAAGCACAAGCUAUGGGGAUGUGACAGCUAGAAAAGACAUGAGAAAGAGGUUAAAUUGCAAAAGCUUCCGAUGGUACCUGGAAAAUGUUUAUCCUGAAUCUCAGAUGCCAGUGGAAUAUUUUGCACUGGGAGAGAUUCGUAACAAAGAGACUGGUCACUGUGUGGACAGUAUGGGAAGGAAGAGUGGAGAGAAAGUUGGCCUUGUCAACUGUCAUGGCAUGGGAGGUAACCAGAUCUUUUCUUACACAAAAAAGAAAGCUUUACAAACAGAUGAUUUGUGCUUGGAUGUCUCGUCUAUCGGUGGCCCGGUAAAAUUGUUUCAGUGUCAUGGUCUGGGUGGCAAUCAGCAGUGGGAUUAUAAUGGACAGAGUUUGGAGCUUCGACACAUUAAUAGUAAACAGUGUCUUGGUGCUGCCAAGCCAUCAGAUAGGGAAUCACCCACCAUUGGACCAUGUGAUGGCAGUGCUUCUCAAAAAUGGGUGAUUAAGGAUAUGAAGUGGUGAUAAAUGGC
This is a messenger RNA of Ylistrum balloti, 1700 nucleotides long. Its product is annotated as polypeptide N-acetylgalactosaminyltransferase 13-like. The record is from RefSeq and is a predicted model, not a curated record. NCBI's taxonomy places the organism in Eukaryota, Metazoa, Mollusca, Bivalvia, Pectinida, Pectinidae. Gene Ontology annotation, cellular component: Golgi apparatus. The coding region runs from base 1 to 1692 and encodes 563 amino acids. The transcript has 15 exons.